This is a messenger RNA of Exaiptasia diaphana, 1037 nucleotides long. Its product is annotated as myosin heavy chain kinase B-like. The transcript has 4 exons. NCBI's taxonomy places the organism in Eukaryota, Metazoa, Cnidaria, Anthozoa, Actiniaria, Aiptasiidae. The coding region runs from base 11 to 496 and encodes 161 amino acids. Gene Ontology annotation, biological process: protein phosphorylation. The record is from RefSeq and is a predicted model, not a curated record. Gene Ontology annotation, molecular function: ATP binding; protein serine/threonine kinase activity.
AAAUGUUUGGAUGUUCAAAGGGAAAGGAAGCACAUGGAUGAUCGAGGAAAAGCUGGAGGGAUCUUUCCAAAAACUUAUCAAUAAUGACAUGACGUAUUUGAAUGUUCCUGAAGAUCUUGCAGAAGAUCAAAACAAAGCAAUAGCGCUUGCUCACUUUAGCUACGAGUUUACUGAACAAGAAGCACUUAUCACUGAUUUACAAGGGGUGGGCCUUCYGUGGACUGAUGUAGAAAUCGCAACAAGGACAAUAAAUGCCGAAAGAUACUUUGGAAUUGGUAAUCUAGGAAGAAAACCACACAAAAGAUUCAUCGACGAACAUAAGUGCAACAAGUUCUGCAAGUUUCUGCGUCUCCCAAAUCUUAUUCCAAGAUGCAUAAGAGAAGAAGAACAUGAAGGAGAAGGGAAGAAAAAGCCUGCCCCUGAGGACAGCGCUAGUAGUGGCUACAACGAACGAAAGAUGAAAGCAAAUAGAAAUGAUCCAUUGAAAAAUGCCUAAAUGCCUUAAUGGUACAUAUUAGCAGUGGUUUUUACAAUUUCAGCUAAUAAACAAAUUUUGCGGCAAAUUAUGAUCGCAGCCAUGUUGAAUUGCGACUCAGUGGAGUCACUAUCUCAUGUAUCGCUUUAACGAAUACUCUCCUAGCUUCUUGGAUCCCUGCGCCAUCAUGAAAGGUGGCCGUUCCGUUGAAUCGAAUCGACACAACCGUUGAGCGUGCAAUGAUAGAUACCCAUGAAUAAUUGUCUGUAGGUGUGAAAGAAGGUUUCUAUCAAUAUGAGCUCAACGGUCAUUCGCCUCGAUGCAAAGGCACGGUUACCUUUCAAGAUGGCGCAGGGAACCUUGAAGGAGACUAUUGCGCAUUUUUGACUGAGGCAUGUAAUCUUAUUGACAAACAAUUAAAAAAUUCCUCGAAAAACAAUUGUACCCACCAUCGUACGUAGUGUCUAAAAAUUAUUUACAAUUUUGUACAUYAUCGCAAGGCGUCAUGCUCUCAACACAAUUGUGUUAUACCCAAUGUAAUAAUCAACAAAACAGCGAUUAA